AAAUCAGGAGAUCUUUAGGCUCCAAGAACCGUACCAUCCCGGACCGCCUGGUCGCCGAGAAACGAUGCCUUCCUUUGGAAGACGAGUUAGGGCAUUCUAGAUCCAGUUUAAGCUUCUGUGCUUUUGGAAUAAUCGGGAAGAAACGAUGGGAUCGAACUCUAGAGCGCUCGAUUCUUCCAACAUAGGUUUUCAGCUAUUGAAGAAGAGUGGCUGGAAGGAGGGUACGGGUCUUGGAGCCUCCGAGCAGGGUAGGCUAGAGCCAAUACAAACACAAGUAAAGAAGAAUAAGUGUGGGAUAGGUGCUGAGAUCAAGAAGAAGAGAGAACUGCUCUCAACAAAGCAUAUUAUUGACACCCAUAAGGAAAAGUUUGCAGAGAGACCAAAGGCAGUAUCAAAGAGAUUAAGAAAAAUGCUGCAAGAUGAGGAACGAAUGAAAGAAAAGGAAUUUGAUCAAGCUUUCUUCAGGGACUUUUGGCCAGAUAACGUUUAAACACCCGAACAAUUAUGUUUGUCUGAUUCACAUAAUCGAAACUUUGAGAGGUUUUGCAGCCUGGAGGCCAAUAUCAGCUGCUGCUGCGGUUCUAUCCUGCUUGGGGAAAAAGGUCAUAUCCUUAAUUAUUUCACACGCCUUAUUUAUAAUUUGAGGCAUUUACAUACACCCAGUUCAAUUUCUAUGUCUAUGUAUUUAUAGCACAUUAAAGAUUCAUUUCACAUAACAUAGACCACAUUAGUUUACCUCUUACAAGGUCAAAAUGGAAGUUUAUUUGUUAGAUAUGUAGAUACAUAGGAAUUGAGUGGGGAAUGUUUGUAAUUUGUAAGAAUGAUAUGAUAAAUGAUUGACAUCAAAGGCGACAAUUUCAUACAA
This is a messenger RNA of Phalaenopsis equestris, 865 nucleotides long. Its product is annotated as SURP and G-patch domain-containing protein 1-like protein. The transcript is spliced from 5 exons. The record is from RefSeq and is a predicted model, not a curated record. Gene Ontology annotation, molecular function: nucleic acid binding. NCBI's taxonomy places the organism in Eukaryota, Viridiplantae, Streptophyta, Magnoliopsida, Asparagales, Orchidaceae. Bases 146 to 490 code for a protein of 114 amino acids.